GUGGUUUGACCUUUCGAGAGAAAAGUAAUUUGUUCCGUGCUCGCAGCUAUAUAAGUGUAUGACAAAGCAUCCCAGUGCACGCAUGAUAUGCUCAACAUCGCCAUGCUGACCCUGUCAUCCCUUCUGCUGCUUCUGCUGCUACUGUGUGGGGUUCACUGCUAUGAAUCGGCCACGGAGUCGCCUCUCACUUUCGAGUACAGAGAUCCGUCCACGGGGAAGACGCUCGCGUGCAACAAGUGUCCGCCCGGCACGUACUUGUCCGCCCACUGCACGGCCGCCACUCAAACGCAGUGCGCGCCGUGCAGAGGCGGACACUUCACGGAGCUGUGGAACUACCUACCAAAGUGCCUGUACUGCAACAAAUUCUGCACCGGCGACAAGGAGGUCGAGACCGAGUGUGGACCUCGCAACAAUAGAGUGUGUCGCUGCAAGGAGGGCUACUACAUGACGGAAGACUACUGCAAUAAACACACGGAGUGUGCCCACGGAUAUGGCGUUCUUACUAGAGGUACAUCACAAAAUGACACAGUUUGUCAAAUGUGCUCCGACGGUUUCUUCUCCGCCUCUUCCUCUGCAAUGGAGUCAUGUGCCAAGCACAAGGAGUGUGUCAAUGGGCAGCUUGUGCUCCUCAAUGGCUCCGCAGCCCAUGACACGAUGUGUGGACUCUGUGAGGACGUUGCAAAUGGAGGUGAGCGACUCAGGACCUUCUUGUCAAGAUUCUUUGGAAUGCACAGAAUACGCUUGGGGAAAAUGAUAAGAUUUUUUAACAGAUAUAUCGCUAAGUCAGGGCUGGAAAGCCGCCCCAUACACUUCUCCUUGACUCAACAUCAGCGGCGACCUCAUUUGUUGCAUCUAAUCAGAAAGUGGCUCCAGAAGGCCCCAAAGAAGGAGCUGGAGAUUCUGCCGCGCAUGCUGAGGGCUUGUCGGCUCACGUCCAUGGCAGAGAAGCUGUACAAGAGACUCAAAGUGAUUGAGGGGCAGCAACCAAACUGUACCUUAACACAUUUAUUCUCAUUUGACUAACGACUGUACAUUUCAAAAUGAUAACAUUUGCAACAAUCAAAUGUGUUCCGAUUGUAAUUGUACAAGCUGUAUUCCUUGAUUGAUAGCUGAAAAAGCCAGGACUUAAAGUGAAUCUGAAUAAAUAUUAGAUUUUGCAAAAA
Hippocampus comes (tiger tail seahorse) is the source of this 1163-nucleotide messenger RNA. RefSeq names its product tumor necrosis factor receptor superfamily member 6B-like. Bases 88 to 1023 code for a protein of 311 amino acids. Lineage: Eukaryota; Metazoa; Chordata; Actinopteri; Syngnathiformes; Syngnathidae. Gene Ontology annotation, molecular function: protein binding. The record is from RefSeq and is a predicted model, not a curated record. The transcript is spliced from 5 exons.